UUUGUUUUGAUUUGUAUUCAAGUUUGGGUUUGAAAGUGAUUAUCGUGUUUUUAACAUAAAAAUACCCAAUAGUUAUAGACCAUGGCUGAAUUCAAGACACCGGUGAAGAAACCGAACCCUCUGAACAGUGACAAAAUUACGAUACCACCUUCCCCUUUCCUCAACCGAUUGGGAUAUGGAACCGGUGUUUCAGUGAUGCAGCUGGUGCGGUCCCCCCGGGCGGGGCAGAUCCGCUCGCCGUGGGCAUUGAAGAUGAUAAACAAGCGAGUGAAACCCUGCAAGGUCUACUCCGAGCGUCUGCAAGCCGAAGCAGACUUGCUGCAGCGCAUGGACCACCCAAACAUCGUGGGCUUCCGCGCGUUCGACAAGACCAAAAUACUGUACCUCGGCAUGGAAGCCUGUGACAUAUCGCUGGGAGACAUGAUUGAGAAGCGAGUUGAGGCGGAUUGUGAGCCGUUCAGCCCUAGGCAAAUGUUGAAGGUGGCCCUCGACAUCAGCGGUGCGCUGGACUACCUGCACACCAAGAUGCAGAUUCUGCACGGAGACAUGAAGUCCUACAACAUCCUCGUCAAUGGAGACUUUGUCAUCUGCAAGCUCUGCGACUUCGGAGUGACCCUGCCAUUGGACGAGAACGGAGUCUUUGACAAGGAGAAAUCUAACAAAGCAUUGUACUAUGGCACAGAAGCAUGGAGCGCGCCGGAAGUAAUGCAAGGUGGUCCCAUCACGUCCAAGACGGACCUGUUUCCGUUCGGCCUCACUCUGUGGGAAAUGAUGGCUCUGUCGCCGCCGCAUUCGCUCACAGACCAGGAUGAGACCAUAGACGAGUCUGUCGUGUCUGUGGACUCCGCUUGCGACAGCGAAAUGAGCUUCAGCGAACAGUUCGAGAAGUAUGGAACCCGACCACCCAUCCCGGGCAACAUCUCCGAGAAGGUCUACUCCGACCCCCUAAUGCUGUUCUACUGCUGCACAGAAGAGGCCCCCGCGAGCCGGCCCAGCGCCGCGCAGCUGCAUCACGUGGCCGAGGAGAUGAUGAAGCGGGGGCUGGACUGAUGUUAGAUGGUUGACUUUGCUCUUGUAGGGGUUGGGGGUAGAGGUUGAUGGUGUUUUAAGUAAGAGUCGCAUCAAACGGAUUGUCAUAAAUAUAUGGAGAGACGGCGUUGCGUGAAUUUCUAUGCAGAGGAUACCAGAGUGGUGUGAGAUGCUUGACUUCGUUGUGUAGAGGUUGG
Messenger RNA from Plutella xylostella (diamondback moth), 1226 nucleotides. RefSeq names its product lymphokine-activated killer T-cell-originated protein kinase. Gene Ontology annotation, molecular function: ATP binding; protein serine/threonine kinase activity. Gene Ontology annotation, biological process: protein phosphorylation. Lineage: Eukaryota; Metazoa; Arthropoda; Insecta; Lepidoptera; Plutellidae. The record is from RefSeq and is a predicted model, not a curated record.